Lactuca virosa is the source of this 411-nucleotide messenger RNA. Lineage: Eukaryota; Viridiplantae; Streptophyta; Magnoliopsida; Asterales; Asteraceae. The record is from the annotation of a GenBank genome assembly.
AUGCUACUUACUAAGAUGACAAUUGAUUCAAUCGUGUCUGAGUUCCAUCCAAAACCAUUACUUGUACCGGUAGGAGGGUUCUUUGGACUGAAAAAAGGACCAUUGAAGUUAUCUGGACCAGGGGCUCAUUCAGGUUGUUCAACAGAACAUGAAGUUGGUGCAAUCCCCCGAUGGCAGAAAGUGGCUGUAUGGAGAAGUUCAUGGCAAAUUUUUGAAGUCCGUUUAUUAUUGGAUUUUUUCUCUGAUCUCCAUCUUUAGUCGUUGGUUUCACCAUAUCUGCAAGCAAUUAAAUAUAAUAGGUAAAUCAUCUCAAAACAUUUUUACUUUUUGGGUUCUUUUCUAGGGUAAAAUACACUAAAUAACAACAUACUUUCAAUGAUUUGUUUGUCAUAUGAAGACCCUUUCUGUAUA